Molecule: messenger RNA, 540 nt
Organism: Colletotrichum scovillei
Lineage: Eukaryota; Fungi; Ascomycota; Sordariomycetes; Glomerellales; Glomerellaceae
Exons: 2
Coding region: 1-540 (179 amino acids)
Cellular component (GO): fungal-type vacuole membrane
Source: RefSeq, a predicted model, not a curated record
AUGGCAGGUAACACUCUAUCAGAUCAGUCUCAGUCUGAGAAGCAGGGCGGUUCCAUCGUCCCCUCUUCGGACCCGGACCCUGAAUCCAUCUCCGGAACCCAGCACGGAGACGGAGAAUCAUCCCCUGCAGAACCAGAACAUGAAGUCUACCCGGAGGGCGGUACCCAGGCAUGGCUUGCCGUUGCGGGCUCCUUCCUCGUUUACUUUGCAUCUUUCGGUGUCGUGAACAGCUUCGGCUUCUUCCAGACCUUUUAUCAACAAGAGUACCUGAAGAAUUACUCGCCCACCGCCAUUUCCUUCAUCGGAACCCUGCAGAUCACCCUGAUGUAUCUGUCAGGUGCUGUUGCCGGAGCACUGUUUGAUCUCUACGGUCCCAAAUGGCUCUACCUGUUCGCUGCCAUUGGUGGUGCCGGUUCCAUGCUUGCGACAUCCUUCACGCAGCCGAAUGCAAUCUGGCAGCAAUUUUUGGCCCAAUCACUUCUCUUCGGUCUCACAGUCGCCUAUGGAGUGCAAGUAAGUAGUUUACUCUCCUCCUGUUGA